AUGGUAGAUGAGUAUUCAAUUGAUAUGAGAGAUUAUGAAGCAUACCUCGAAAAGAGCGUUGUGGUCAUGCUCAGAGACAAAAGGCAUUUGUAUGGAAUAAUGAAAUCAUUUGACCAAUUUAACAGCAUAACCUUAGACAAAGUUGUCGAGAGGAUCUUCCAUAACGACAAAUAUGCAGAAAAAAUACAUCAGCUAUUCAUCAUAAGAGGAGAAAACAUCUCAAUUAUAGGAUUGGGUAGUUUUGACAUCCCUUCAAACUUAAGCCUGACAGAUUUUGAUGUGCUAAGCAAUGAAAUGUCAACAUCAGCUCAAGGUUGUCAAGACAAUACACACUCCGCCAAUGAGCAAUAA
Molecule: messenger RNA, 351 nt
Organism: Ordospora colligata OC4
Lineage: Eukaryota; Fungi; Microsporidia; Ordosporidae
Product: LSM domain-containing protein
Exons: 1
Coding region: 1-351 (116 amino acids)
Biological process (GO): deadenylation-dependent decapping of nuclear-transcribed mRNA
Cellular component (GO): Lsm1-7-Pat1 complex; P-body
Molecular function (GO): RNA cap binding
Source: RefSeq, a predicted model, not a curated record